This is a messenger RNA of Ilex paraguariensis (yerba mate), 522 nucleotides long. NCBI's taxonomy places the organism in Eukaryota, Viridiplantae, Streptophyta, Magnoliopsida, Aquifoliales, Aquifoliaceae. The record is from the annotation of a GenBank genome assembly.
AUUUCAAAACUCUCUAUAAAUCACCCUCGCAAACACCUCAACCCCACACAACUACUAUCACCAUCACCCAAAAACCAGCAAACCCACCACACCUCUCUCUCCAAUGGCUCGUACCAAGCAAACUGCCCGCAAGUCCCACGGCGCGGCAAAGCCCCACGAAAGCAGCUUGCCACAAAGGACGGCAAGGAAGUCGCUGCCCGGGCGACGGGAGGAGUGAAGAAGCCCCACCGUUUCCGUCCCGGCACAUGUGGCUGCUCCGAGAAAUCAGAAAAUACCAGAAGGAGUACUGAGCUUCUAAUCCGAAAGUUGCCUUUUCAGAGGCUUGUUCGUGAGAUUGCUCAGGAUUUCAAGACCGACCUGAGGUUUCAGAGCUCUGCAGUGGCUGCUCUCCAAGAGGCUGCGGAGGCAUACUUGGUGGGUUGUUUCGAGGAUACCAAUCUCUGUGCGAUUCAUGCUAAGAGGGUUACGAUUAUGCCCAAGGAUAUGCAGCUUGCUAGGAGGAUUAGGGGUGAGAGAGCUUGA